AUGAUUCUGCGAAGGCAUGCGAUUCUCCUCCUCAACGGCGCCACCACCACCGGCUCCCGCACUCAUGCCACCUCAGCGGCGCACGCAGCCGCAUUCAAAUCCGGCCACGCGGCGGACGUCUUCCUCUGCAACCACCUCAUCGACUCGUACGGCGGGUCGGGCCGCCUCGCCGCCGCGCGGAGGGUGUUCGACGAAAUGCAGCGCCGGAACCUCGUCUCGUGGUCGGCGCUCAUCUCUGGCUGCGCUCGCGCCGGGAGCCCCGAGCUGGCACUGGAGCUCUUCGCGCGGAUGGACGCGCCGCCGAACGAGCACAUCUACGCCAGCGUGGCGCGCUCCUGCGCCGCCCUGCGCGCGCUCGCGGCGGGCGCGCAGGUGCACGCCGACGCCGUCAAGACCGGGUUCCUCGGCGCGUCCUUCGUGGCCAACUCGUUCGUGUCGAUGUACAUGAAGUGCGGCCGCUUCGACGAAGGGUACGAUGUUUUCAGGACGCUCGCGGAACCGACCGUCGUGUCGUACAACGCCGUGAUCUCUGGUCUGGCGGCGAGCUCCCAGCCAGAAAGGGGUUUGGAGGUGUUCAGGCACAUGAAGCUGCGAGGCUUGCGUCCUGACAUGUUCUCCUACGCUUCCGUUCUUGGAAUAUGCGGCAGUUUGGAGAAUUCUUACACUGGAGCAGCGUUGCAUUCCGAUGCUGUCAAGAUCGGCCUGGACGUCACAGCUUUUGUGGGCAAUGUCAUCUUGGAGAUGUACUCGAGAUAUGGCACAGUCGAGGAGGCAGAGCAAGUGUUCUUGUCUGUGCAAGAGAAGGAUGCUGUCACCUGGAACACCUACAUUGCUGCACACUCGCGGCGUGGUGGCCACAUGGAAGCUCUUAUGCUGUUCAAGGACAUGGUGGACGCAAACGUUUGUCAUGACAGCUUCACGUUGGCCAGCGCCCUAGCUGCAUGCGCGGAGCUCUCUCUGAUCCGGCACGGCGAGCAAGUUCACGGUCACCUCAUCAGAAGCAGGGAAGAUACCGAUGUCGCCGUGGGCAAUGCGAUCAUCAGCAUGUACUCAAAGUGCGGUCACAUGGUGUUCGCAGCUCGCGUUUUCGAUCGAUUGCAUGGUCGGAACUUGCUUUCUUGGAACACGCUGAUUUCUGGGUUCGGCAGACAAGGCCAUGCCAUGGAGGCCAUUGAAGCCUUUGAGCGGAUGGAAGAAGCUGGGGUUCCUCCGGACUCUGUUACAUUCACCGUCCUUCUAGCUGCUUGCAACCACGCAGGACUAGUGACCCAAGGCAUGGACUACUUCAACUCCAUGAGCGGCAGGUACGGCGUUUCACCUAGAGGAGAGCACGUCUCUUGCGUCAUCGAUCUUCUGGGAAGAGCCGGGAGGUUGAAGGAGGCCGAGGACCACGUCUGGGCAUCGGCGUUCGGCGACGAUCCCGUCGUCUUGGGCAGCCUUCUUUCUGCUUGCAGGGUCCAUGGAGAUACGGAUGUCGGCGAGAGGGUUGCCGGGAGACUGUUGGCGCUUGGACCAGCGACGAGCUCGCCGUACGUGCUGCUGUCGCACUUGUACGCCUCGGGUGGGAGGUGGAAUGGUGUUGCCGAGGCUUGGCGGAUGUUGAAGGAGAAAACGGGGAAGAAGCAAGAUGCCGGUUGCAGCAUGGUUGAUUCCAGAUAG
Molecule: messenger RNA, 1659 nt
Organism: Phragmites australis (common reed)
Lineage: Eukaryota; Viridiplantae; Streptophyta; Magnoliopsida; Poales; Poaceae
Product: pentatricopeptide repeat-containing protein At2g13600-like
Exons: 1
Coding region: 1-1659 (552 amino acids)
Biological process (GO): RNA modification
Molecular function (GO): protein binding; RNA binding
Source: RefSeq, a predicted model, not a curated record